Messenger RNA from Suillus subalutaceus, 174 nucleotides. RefSeq lists its product as uncharacterized. The transcript has a single exon. The annotation marks the transcript as partial. Lineage: Eukaryota; Fungi; Basidiomycota; Agaricomycetes; Boletales; Suillaceae. The record is from RefSeq and is a predicted model, not a curated record.
AUACGAUCAGUCAUGCAAUACUGCAAUGGCGGAAUGAUUCUGGAGAUGAUGACUGCAGAAGCUGCGGCUCACCUCAAAAAGGCCAACAUCAAAGAAAACUUCAUCAAAACACUCGACCCAAAGGCUAUCUUCAAGGAUAGAGGGUACCCGGUAGUUAUCCAAUUUGUCCCCUAA